Acanthosepion pharaonis is the source of this 6267-nucleotide messenger RNA. Lineage: Eukaryota; Metazoa; Mollusca; Cephalopoda; Sepiida; Sepiidae. The record is from the annotation of a GenBank genome assembly.
AUGGCUUAUUUUCUUAAUUUUCUUUCUCUUUCUACUUUUUCUUUUUUCUCUUCAUUCUUUCUGUCUUUUUUCCCUUCUUUCUUUCCGUCUUUUUUUCUCUUCUUUCUUUCUGUCUUUUUUUCUCUUCUUUCUUUCUGUCUUUUUUCCCUUCUUUCUUUCUGUCUUUUUUUCUUCUUUCUUUUUUUUUUCUUUUUUCUUUCUUCUUUUUUUUCUUUCUGUUUUUUUCUCUUCUUUCUUUCUGUCUUUUUUUUUCUUUUUCUUUUUUUGUCUUUUUUCUUUCUUUUUUUUUCUUUUUUCUGUCUUUUUCUCUUCUUUCUUUCUUUCUUUUUUCUUUUUCUUCUUUUUUUUUCUUCUUUUUUCUUCUUUUUCUCUUUUUCUUUCUGUUUUUUCUCUUCUUUUUCUAUUUUUUUUUCUCUUCUUUCUUUCUAUCUUUUUUCUCUUCUUUUCUUUCUUUUUUUUUCUUCUUUCUUUCUAUCUUUUUUCUCUUCUUUUUUUCUGUCUUUUUUCUCUUCUUUUUUCUAUCUUUUUUCUCUUCUUUCUUUCUGUCUUUUUUCUCUUUUUUUUUCUUUCUUUUUCUUUCUUUUUUCUUCUUUUUUCUCUUCUUUUUUUCUAUCUUUUUCUCUUCUUUCUUUCUGUCUUUUUUCUCUUCUUUCUUUCUGUCUUUUUUUCUCUUCUUUCUUUCUGUCUUUUUUCUCUUCUUUCUUUCUGUCUUUUUUUCUUCUUUCUUUCUGUCUUUUUUUCUCUUCUUUCUUUCUGUCUUUUUUCUCUUCUUUUUUUCUUUUUUUUCUCUUCUUUCUUUCUGUCUUUUUUCUCUUCUUUCUUUCUAUUUUUUUUUCUCUUCUUUCUUUCUGUCUUUUUUUCUCUUCUUUCUUUCUGUCUUUUUUUCUCUUCUUUUUUUCUAUCUUUUUUGUCUUUCUUUCUUUCUUCUUUUUCUCUUCUUUCUUUCUAUCUUUUUUCUCUUCUUUUUCUUUUUUUCUUUUUCUUUUUUUCUUUCUGUCUUUUUUCUUUUCUUUCUUUUUUUUUCUUUCUUUCUUUCUUUCUGUCUUUUUUCUUUUUUUCUGGUUUUUUUCUUUCUUUCUUUUUUUCUCUUCUUUCUUUCUGUCUUUUUUCUCUUCUUUCUUUCUGUCUUUUUUCUCUUCUUUCUUUCUGUCUUUUUUCUCUUCUUUCUUUCUAUCUUUUUUCUCUUCUUUCUUUCUGUCUUUUUUCUCUUCUUUCUUUCUGUCUUUUUUCUCUUCUUUUUGUCUUUUUUUCUCUUUUUUCUUUCUGUCUUUUUUUUCUUCUUUCUUUCUGUCUUUUUUUCUUCUUUCUUUCUUUCUUUCUUUUUUCUUUCUUUUUUUCUGUUCUUUUUUCUUUUUGUUUUUUUUCUUUCUUUCUCUUUCUUUCUUUCUUUUUUUCUUUUUUUGUUCUUUUUUUUCUUUUUUUUCUUUCUUUCUUUCUUUUUUUCUUCUUUCUUUCUGUCUUUUUUCUCUUCUUUUUUUCUAUCUUUUUUUCUCUUCUUUCUUUCUGUCUUUUUUCUCUUCUUUCUUUCUGUCUUUUUUUCUCUUCUUUUUUCUAUCUUUUUUUCUCUUCUUUCUUUCUGUCUUUUUUCUCUUCUUUCUUUCUUUUUUCUUUUUUUUUUUCUCUUUUUUCUCUUUUUCUUUCUUUUUUUUUUUUUUUUUUUUUCUUUUUUUUCUCUUCUUUCUUUCUGUCUUUUUCUCUUCUUUCUUUCUGUCUUUUUUUUCUUUCUUUUUUUCUAUCUUUUUUUUCUUCUUUUUUUCUUUUUUUUCUUCUUUCUUUCUAUAUUUUUUCUUUCUUUUUUCUGUCUUUUUUCUCUUCUUUCUUUCUAUUUUUUCUCUUCUUUUUUCUUUUUUUCUCUUCUUUCUUUCUUUCUUUUUUCUCUUCUUUUCUUUUUGUUUUUUUCUCUUCUUUCUUUCUGUCUUUUUUCUUCUUUCAUUUUCUUUUUUUUUUCUUUCUUUCUUUUUCUCUUCUUUCUUCUUUUUUCUCUUCUUUCUUUCUCUCUUUUUUUUUCUUUCUUCUCUUUUCUUUCUGUCUUUUUUUUCUUCUUUCUUUUUUCUUUUUUUUCUCUUUUUCUUUCUUUCUUUUUUUCUCUUUUUUCUUUCUGUCUUUUUCUCUUCUUUUUUCUGUCUUUUUUCUCUUCUUUCUUUCUCUUUUUUCUCUUCUUUCUUUCUUCUUUUCUUUUUUUUUUCUGUCUUUUUUUUUUUCUCUUUUUUUUUUUCUUCUUUUUUCUCUUCUUUUUUUUCUGUCUUUUUCUUUUUCUUUCUUUCUUUUUUUUUCUCUUUUUUUUUUCUUCUUUUUUCUCUUCUUUCUUUUCUUUUUUCUCUUUUUCUUUCUUUUUUUUUCUCUUCUUUUUUUCUGUCUUUUUUUCUUUUUCUUUCUGUCUUUUUUUUUUUCUUUUUUCUUUUUUCUUUUUCUUUCUGUCUUUUUUCUUUCUUUCUUUCUGUCUUUUUCUCUUCUUUUCUUUGUUUUUUUUCUCUUCUUUCUUUCUGUCUUUUUUUCUCUUCUUUCUUUCUUCUUUUUUCUUCUUUCUUUCUUUUUUUUCUUUUUUCUUUUUUUUUCUUUUUUUUUUUCUUUUUUUUCUUUUUUUUUCUCUUCUUUCUUUCUCUUUUUUUCUCUUUUUUCUGUCUUUUUUCUUUCUUUCUUUUCUGUCUUUUUCUCUUCUUUCUUUCUGUCUUUUUCUCUUCUUUCUUUCUUUUUUUUCUUCUUUCUUUUUUCUUUUUUUUUCUUUUUCUUUCUGUCUUUUUCUCUUUUUUUCUUUCUUUUUUUUUUCUUUCUUUCUUUUUUUUCUCUUCUUUUUUUCUUUUUUUCUGUUCUUUUUUCUUCUUUUUCUCUUUUCUUUUUUUUUUUUUUCUUUUUUCUGUCUUUUUUUCUUCUUUCUUUCUGUCUUUUUUCUCUUCUUUUUUUCUGUCUUUUUUUCUUCUUUCUUUCUGUCUUUUUUUCUUUCUUUCUUUCUUUCUCUCUUUUUUUCUCUUUUUCUUUUCUUUUUUCUUUCUGUUUUUCUCUUCUUUCUUUCUGUCUUUUUUUCUUUCUUUCUCUCUUUUUUUUCUUUUUCUUCUUUUUUUUUCUUUCUUUCUUUCUUUUUUUUCUCUUCUUUCUUUCUGUCUUUUUUCUUCUUUUCUUUCUGUCUUUUUUUCUUCUUUCUUUCUGUCUUUUUUCUUUUUUUUUUUCUUUCCUUUUUCUUUUCUUUUUUCUUCGUUUUUUCUCUUUUUUUUUUUCUAUCUUUUUUUUUCUUCUUUCUUUCUGUCUUUUUUUCUUCUUUCUUUCUGUCUUUUUCUUUUUUUUUUCUGUCUUUUUUCUUUCUUUCUUUCUUUUUUUUUCUCUUUUUUCUUUCUUUUUUUCUUUCUUUUUUCUGUCUUUUUUUCUUCUUUCUUUCUGUCUUUUUUCUUCUUUCUUUCUUUCUUUUUUUUCUUUUUCUUUCUUUCUUUUUUCUCUUCUUUCUUUUAUUUUUUUUCUCUUCUUUCUUUCUUUUCUUUUUUCUUUUCUUUUUUUCUUUUUUUUCUUUUUCUUUUUUCUCUUUUUUUCUUGAAAUUUUUUUUUUCUUUCUUUCUGUCUUUUUUUCUCUUCUUUCUUUCUGUCUUUUUUCUCUUCUUUCUUUCUGUCUUUUUUCUCUUCUUUCUUUCUAUCUUUUUUUCUCUUCUUUCUUUCUGUCUUUUUUCUCUUCUUUUCUAUCUUUUUUUCUCUUCUUUCUUUCUGUCUUUUUUUCUCUUCUUUCUUUCUAUCUUUUUUCUCUUUUUUUCUUUCUUUUUUCUUUUUUUCUUUCUUUCUUUUUUUUUCUUUUUUCUUUUUCUUUUUUCUUUCUUUCUUUCUUUUUCUAUCUUUUUUUUCUUUCUUUCUUUCUUUCUUUUUUCUCUUCUUUCUUUCUUUCUUUUCUCUUUUUUCUUUCUUCUUUCUUUUCUUUUCUUUUUUUUCUUUCUUUCUUUCUUUCUUUUCUUUUUUCUCUUCUUUCUUUCUAUCUUUUUUUCUCUUCUUUCUUUCUGUCUUUUUUUCUCUUCUUUCUUUCUGUCUUUUUUUCUCUUCUUUCUUUCUGUCUUUUUUCUCUUCUUUCUUUCUGUCUUUUUUCUCUUCUUUCUUUCUGUCUUUUUUUCUUUUUUCUUUCUAUUUUUUUUUCUUUCUUUUUUUUUCUUCUUUUCUUUCUGUCUUUUUUCUUUUCUUUCUUUCUUUUUUUUCUUUUCUUUUUUUUCUUUUUUUUCUUUCUCUUCUUUUUUCUCUUUUUUUCUUUUCUUUUUUUUUUUUCUCUUCUUUUUUUUCUGUCUUUUUUUUCUCUUCUUUCUUUCUAUCUUUUUUCUCUUCUUUCUUUCUUCUUUUUUUCUCUUCUUUUUUCUGUCUUUUUCUCUUCUUUCUUUCUUUUUUUUCUUUUCUUUUUCUUUUUCUUUCUUUCUUUUCUGUCUUUUUUUCUUUUUUUUUUCUAUCUUUUUUUCUCUUCUUUUUUCUGUCUUUUUUCUUUUUUUUUUCUUUUUUCUUUUUUCUUUCUUCUUUUUUUCUUUUUUUUUCUUUUUUUCUCUUCUUUCUUUCUUUUUUUUCUCUUCUUUUUUUCUGUCUUUUUUUUUCUUUUUUUCUUUCUUUUCUUUUUCUUCUUUUUCUUUCUUUUCUUCUUUCUUUUUUCUUUUUUUUCUUUUUCUUUUCUUCUUUUUUUUUUCUUUCUUUUUCUUUCUUUUUUCUCUUUUUCUUUCUUUCUUUUUCUCUUCUUUCUUUCUGUUUUUUUUCUCUUUCUUUCUUUCUUUUUUUUCUCUUUUUCUUUCUGUCUUUUUUUUCUUCUUUUUCUUUUUUGUCUUUUUUUUCUUCUUUCUUUUUGUCUUUUUCUCUUCUUUCUUUCUUCUUUUUCUCUUCUUUUUUUUUGUCUUUUUUCUCUUUUCUUUCUUCUUUUUUCUUUCUUUCUUUCUGUCUUUUUCUCUUUCUUUCUUUUUUGUCUUUUUUCUCUUUUUCUUUCUUUUCUGUUUUUUCUUCUUUUUUUCUGUCUUUUUUCUUCUUUUUUCUGUCUUUUUUUUUCUUCUUUCUUUCUGUCUUUUUUUCUUCUUUUUUUUUUUCUGUCUUUUUUCUCUUUUUUCUUUCUUUCUGUCUUUUUUCUCUUCUUUCUUUCUGUCUUUUUUUUCUUUCUUUUCUGUCUUUUUUCUUCUUUCUUUCUUUCUUUUUUUUUUUCUUUCUUUCUGUCUUUUUUUCUUCUUUUUUUUCUUUUUCUUUUUUUUCUGUUUUUUUUCUCUUUCUUUUUUUUUUUCUUUCUUUCUUUCUUUUUUUCUUUUUUUUCUUCUUUUUUUUUCUUUCUUUUUUUCUUCUUUUUUUUUCUUUUUUUUUUCUUCUUUCUUUCUGUCUUUUUUUUUCUUUUCUUUCUGUCUUUUUUCUCUUUUCUUUCUCUCUUUUUUCUUUCUUUUUUCUGUCUUUUUUUUCUCUUCUUUCUUUCUCUUUUUUUCUUCUUUCUUUCUUUCUUUUCUUUUUUUUCUUUUUUUUCUCUUUUUCUUUCUGUCUUUUUUCUUCUUUCUUUCUAUCUUUUUCUCUUCUUUCUUUCUGUUUUUUCUCUUCUUUCUUUCUAUCUUUUUUCUUUCUUUCUUUCUGUUUUUUUCUCUUCUUUCUUUUUUUCUUUUUUUUCUCUUUUUUUCUUCUUUUUUUCUUUUUUUUUCUUUCUUUCUUUCUAUCUUUUUUCUCUUCUUUCUUUCUUUCUUUUUUUUCUCUUCUUUUCUUUCUGUCUUUUUUCUCUUUCUUUCUUUCUGUCUUUUUUCUCUUCUUUCUUUCUGUCUUUUUCUUUCUUUUUUCUGUCUUUUUCUUUCUUUUUUCUGUCUUUUUUUCUCUUCUUUCUUUCUUUUUUUUUCUUUCUUUCUUUCUUUUUUUUUCUUCUUUCUUUCUUUUUUUCUCUUCCUUCUUUUUUUUUUUUCUCUUUUUCGUUCUUCUUUUUCUCUUCUUUCUUUUUUCUUUUUUUCUUUUCUUUCUGUCUUUUUUCUCUUCUUUCUUUCUAUCUUUUUUCUCUUCUUUCUUUCUGUCUUUUUUUUCUUCUUUCUUUCUUCUUUUUCUCUUCUUUUUUCUGUCUUUUUUCUUUUUCUUUCUUUUUUUCUCUUCUUUCUUUCUAUCUUUUUUUCUCUUCUUUUUUCUGACUUUUUUCUAUUUUUUCUUUCUUUUUUCUUUCCAUUCUUUCUGUUUUUCACUGUUUUCUCUUUCUUUCGUUCUUUCUUUCUUGCUUUUAAUACAUUAUUUUCUUCUUUACUUUCUUUCCUAGUUUAUUUCAUACAUUCUUUCAUUUUUUUGCUCUUUCUUUCUUUCUCUCUGGCUUUUUUCUUUCUUUAA